Molecule: messenger RNA, 2182 nt
Organism: Punica granatum (pomegranate)
Lineage: Eukaryota; Viridiplantae; Streptophyta; Magnoliopsida; Myrtales; Lythraceae
Source: RefSeq, a predicted model, not a curated record
GUUUCGCCUUGUCUCCACUAAAUAUUUUCUUCCACGAAAUUCUCUCUCUCUGUCUCUCUCUCUCACACACUCUGUUCUUUCUAUCUUUUGCCAGUAAUGGCCAGUGCAUCACUGCCAGUGCAAGAAAAGAGGCUUAGAGCGUUUUCAUCGGGAAGGUAAACUCCUCCCCACUCUCCCCCCUCCCCCCAAACCCUAAGCCCUUUUGCUUCCCUUUCUUCCAACCCACUACCACACACACCCCCACCCCCCCUUCCCUCCCUCCCUCUUCCUUUCUCUCUCUGACGCUUUUAUUUCCAUCUGUCCAUUUCUCUGUGUUUAUGCAAAGAAAGCCACACAGAGAGAGAGAGAGAGAGAGAGGGAGCUCUAAGAAGAAUCCACUGUUGGGGAUUUUUUUCCCCUGUAAAAAGGUUUGUAGCACAAAACUCGGGAGGCCACUUGCUGGACAAAAGAUUAGAGAGAGAAAGAAAGGUUGAUAGAGAGACAAGGACAGAAUCACAGGGAGACUACAAAAUCAAGAGAGAGAAAGUAAGUAAGAGAGGAGAGAGAGUUCUCUGUCUCUGUCUAGGGCUUUAUUAUAUAACAAGGAGAAGUGAAGUGAGGUUAUAUAUAGAGAGAGAGAGAGAGUGAAAAGGAAAGAAAGAAAGAGAGAGAGAGAGAGGAAGAGGGGAUGAUGGAAGGGGGCUCAUCAUCAUCAUGCUCAAAUGGAAAUGGUGGUGGGAGCACAUCAUGUACGAUGAUGAUGAUGAUGAUGGGAGGAGUAGGAGGAGGAACAUAUAGAGAGAAUAACAGUGGAAGGUUGAGUAGUAACAAUAACAAUAAUAAUUUUAAUUUUAAUAAUAAUAUUAUUAAUAGUAAUAGUAAUGUUAAUGUUAAUGGGGUUUUGUGUCCUACGAUGAUCAUGACAUCUUCUACUGCUACUACUUCCCCUUCUUCCACUUCUACUACUUCCCUCACUACAUCUACACAUCACUUGCUCAACCCUAACAUCAGUCACCACCACCCCCACCCCCACCCCACCUCAUCAUCCUACGCCCACCUCCUCCCGCUCCCACCACCACCUCCUCUUCCCCCGGCGGCCAACGCCGCGCGUGGUGUCUACUUCAUGGAGAUCGACGGCGGCUGCGGCGGGUCCUCGUCCUCCUCGGUUCCUGCCAAGGCCAAGAUCAUGGCACAUCCUCACUACCCCCGCCUCCUUGCUGCUUAUGUCAAUUGCCAAAAGGUGGGAGCGCCGCCGGAAGUGGUGGCCAGGCUGGAGGAGGCGUGCUCGGCUGCUGCUGCUAUGGGAGGCGGCGCUGGCUCGGGAUGCAUCGGGGAGGACCCAGCGUUGGACCAGUUCAUGGAGGCGUACUGCGAGAUGCUCACCAAGUACGAGCAAGAACUCUCGAAACCUUUCAAAGAAGCCAUGCUUUUCCUGCAGAGGAUUGAGUCCCAAUUCAGAGCCCUCACCCUCGCCUCCUCUGAGCCUGUUUUCAGUGAUGGAAUGGACAGGAACGGGUCGUCCGAGGAGGAAGUUGAUGUGAACAACAGCUUUAUUGAUCCCCAAGCCGAAGAUCGGGAGCUGAAGAGUCGGCUCUUGCAGAAGUACAGCGGUUAUUUAGGGAGCCUCAAGCAGGAGUUCAUGAAGAAGAGGAAGAAGGGGAAGCUACCUAAGGAAGCUCGGCAACAGCUUCUCGACUGGUGGACCCGACAUUACAAGUGGCCGUAUCCCUCAGAGUCGCAGAAGCUGGCGCUAGCAGAAUCGACGGGGUUGGACCAGAAGCAGAUAAACAACUGGUUCAUCAACCAGAGGAAGAGGCACUGGAAGCCGUCGGAGGACAUGCAGUUUGUGGUGAUGGAUGCAACUCACCCUCACUACUACAUGGACAAUGUCUUGGGCAAUCCCUUCCCAAUGGACAUCUCUCCGUCCAUCCUCUAAGCUAUCAUAUCGGUCGUGUUCCCCGGAAUAGUUGCAGAUUCCAUGAGAUUAAUUAGUUGCAUACUAUAUAUAUAUAUUUAUUAUGUUAUAUAUGUAGUAUACAUAUAUACAUUGACAGAUGUUAUAUUUGAUUCGGAAUGGCUGCACCGGUUGUUUGGACACCUCAAAUUAGACACAUCGGGGAUUGUAGGAUGUAUAUGUAUCUACCUGACAUGAUGUCGUAUGACCCUCGAGAAGUUGCAGGAGAUUAUCAUAGAUUGAUGUGUG